Messenger RNA from Phytophthora infestans T30-4, 1434 nucleotides. Its product is annotated as major Facilitator Superfamily MFS. The record is from RefSeq and is a predicted model, not a curated record. NCBI's taxonomy places the organism in Eukaryota, Oomycota, Peronosporomycetes, Peronosporales, Peronosporaceae. Gene Ontology annotation, cellular component: membrane. Gene Ontology annotation, molecular function: carbohydrate:proton symporter activity. Gene Ontology annotation, biological process: carbohydrate transport; transmembrane transport. The transcript has 4 exons. The coding region runs from base 1 to 1434 and encodes 477 amino acids.
AUGGCGCAAAACUGGGGCCAUUGCAGGAUCAACUUCUAUCGAACUCUUGAAGACUCAGUGCCACGUAACCAAGCUCUGGUCCCACAUGGCGCCCAGCGUGAGCGCCCACAUUUUCACGAGGCGGACACCCCGACGACGGGCAGUACGCGCUACGCCAUCAUCGUGUGCGCGUUCGCUUCGCUCGGUGGGUUUUUCUUCGGCUACGACCAGGGUGUGACGCCCGGCGUGUUGAUUAUGGACUCGUUCCUGAACGACUACUGCGUCGGGUGGCACAACUUCACCUACGAUGACUGCACCCGGUCGUCUUCGGACCUCCCGGGACAGUGGACGAGCUUCACCGUGUGGUACAACAUGGUCUACAACCUUGGUUGUCUGGUUGGAGCUCUGAUUGGCGGCUACGUCGCGGACAGGUACGGUCGUCGAGCUACGAUUUUCUCCGCCGGCGUCCUGUUCUGCAUCGGGACGUCGUGGGUUUGUCUAAACCCCGCACAGGACCACACGCUCAUGUACAUUGCGCGUAUCGUACAGGGCUUCGGCGUCGGCAACUCAUCGUUCUCACUCCCACUGUUUGGAUCUGAUAUGGCCCCGAAGGAGCUGCGCGCGCGUCUGUCCGGUUUGAUGGUGCUGCCCGUCACAUUCGGUCAGUGGCUCGCUAACCUUAUCAACAUCCUCGUCAUGGACGACAGCAACGGCUGGCGUAUUAGUAACGCCGUAUCGAUGAUCCCUCCGGUGAUCGUCAUGUGCGGCAUCUUCUGCGUGCCCGAGAGUCCUCGUUGGACGUAUCAGCAGAAGGGCAGGGAAGAGGCUGAGGCGGUUCUUAAGCGGCUACGACAGACGGACGACGUGCGCCAUGAGCUCGAAGCGAUUGGUGACCAGAUUAACCAAGAAGAGACUGGGAACAAAGACAUGGCUGGACUGUGGGAACCCACGGUGCGACGACGUGUGUUCAUCGCCAUGGCGCUACAGCUCGGCCAACAGGACAUCACAGGUGCCGGUCUCUACGCUUCGCUCCUUCUAAGCGGCGUCAACUGCUUGAGUACCACACCUGGUUUGAUUUGGUUGGAUAAGUACGGACGCCGCUAUAUGGCCAUGAUCGGCGCUGUAGGCAUGGUGAUCGGCCACCUGUUCGCUGCUAUUCUGUUCACGGCGAUCUGCGACGGCAACGUCGACGACUCGGGCUGCCCUUCAGUCGGCGGAUGGUUUAUUUGCUUAGGUACAGCUUUCUUCGUCUUCAGCUAUGCCGUGUCCUGGGGCGCUCUACCUUGGAUCUACUGCUCGGAGAUUUUCCCACUCAACGUACAGACCAAGGGCAUUCUACUUGAGGACAUCGAGACACUCUUCAGCCGCAGUAACCACACGGCUACGUCACCGUCCUACGGCGCGGUCAAGACCCCUGUGGCUGCUACCGACAAGAGCCCAGUCGCCACGGCCUAA